AUGGUUGCCACCACCAUGGUACAAGGCCAAGGCACUCGUGUUGGGUUUUAUGCAAGGACCUGUCGUAGGGCUGAAUCCAUUGUUAGGGAAACAGUGCAGUCUCAUUUUACGUCAGAUCCCUCUGUUGCACCUGGGCUUCUGAGGAUGCAUUUCCACGAUUGCUUUGUGAAUGGUUGUGAUGCUUCCGUCCUCAUUGAUGGCCCUAACACUGAAAAAACAGCAGGACCAAACCUUUUGUUGAGAGGAUUUGAUGUCAUUGCUGAUGCCAAGACUCGGCUUGAAGCGGAGUGCCCUGGUGUUGUCUCAUGUGCAGACAUUCUUGCCCUUGCAGCUCGUGAUUCUGUAGUUUUGGCAAAUGGACUCACCUGGUCGGUGCCCACAGGACGCAGAGAUGGUAGGGUUUCAUUGGCUUCUGAUGCGUCCAAUUUGCCGGGUUUUACCGACUCCAUUGACGUGCAAAAACAGAAGUUUGCAGCAUUUGGUCUCAACACUCAAGAUCUUGUUACCCUUGUUGGAGGACACACCAUAGGAACUACUGCUUGCCAAUUCUUCAGGUACAGACUGUACAACUUCACAACAACUGGAAAUGGUGCUGACUCAUCCAUCGACGCUUCAUUUGUCUCUCAACUACAGACACUUUGUCCACAAAAUGGCGAUGGGUCAAGGCGUAUUGCCCUAGACACUGGUAGCCAAAAUCGUUUUGAUUCAUCUUUCUUUGCAAACUUGAGAAGUGGUCGAGGAAUACUUGAGUCUGAUCAAAAGUUAUGGACCGAUACUACUACAAGAACCUUCGUCCAACGCUUCCUUGGUGUCAGAGGCUUGGCUGGGCUUACUUUUAGUGUGGAGUUUGGCAGGUCCAUGGUCAAGAUGAGCAAUAUCGGUGUGAAAACCGGAACUAAUGGUGAAAUUCGAAGAGUAUGUUCUGCUAUAAAUUGA
Dovyalis caffra is the source of this 936-nucleotide messenger RNA. The record is from the annotation of a GenBank genome assembly. Lineage: Eukaryota; Viridiplantae; Streptophyta; Magnoliopsida; Malpighiales; Salicaceae.